CGCCAAUUGAAAUUCGAGAGCCGCUGAUUCGUCGAGACCGUUGUCGAUCAGCGUGGUGCGGUUCCGAUGUCAUGAAAGACGCAAUAGACUUGACGCGGGGUGCAAUCGGGCCCACCUGGUGUUGAAGAGCGCUGGAGCUCGAUCGCCUCGACGAUAAGAGAAUCGCAGAGCACCAGGCCGCGGAGCACGAGAAGCUGAGUGCAUGCGCUUUCCAGAUGUUAGUAAUGCUCGGUUGCCCAGGGCGCGCUGCGUGGACAAACAACGCAGAGUGGGGCUCAAGUCGCUGUGAUCCUAGUCAAAAUCGAGCUAACGGACGCGGCCCCGUGCAUCAGAGAUGAGGGGCAAUAGCGAGUGGAUGGCCAGACGUUGAAGAUUACGAAUGGGCCGCUCGCAGAAGUUCAAGUUCACAUAUAUACUCAAACCACCCUCCUCCCCAGUGUUUCUUCUCAAUUUCUCCCUACCAUAUCAUAUCUCGACCCACACACAAUCAUGUCUGCAGGCGAGUGUCCCAUGAAGGCAGCCAACGUGUCUGGUGGCGGUACUCAGACACGCGACUGGUGGCCGAACGAGCUCAGGCUCAACGUCCUCCGCCAGCACGACCCCCGCCAGGUUCCCUUUGGCCAGGACUUUGACUAUGCUGAGGAGUUCAAGAAGCUCGACUACGAUGCCCUGAAGAAGGACAUCGCCGCCCUGAUGACCGACUCGCAGGACUGGUGGCCUGCCGACUUCGGCCACUAUGGUGGUCUUUUCAUCCGCAUGGCAUGGCACAGUGCCGGUACCUACCGUGUCUCUGACGGCCGCGGUGGCGGUGGUGAGGGCCAGCAGCGCUUUGCCCCCCUCAACGCCUGGCCUGACAACGUCUCGCUCGACAAGGCCCGUCGCCUGCUGUGGCCCAUCAAGCAGAAGUACGGCAACAAGAUCUCGUGGGCCGACCUGAUGCUCCUGACCGGCAACGUUGCUCUUGAGACCAUGGACUGCCCAACCUUCGGCUUCGCUGGUGGCCGCGCCGACACAUACCAGUCCGCUGAGGAUGUCUACUGGGGCGGCGAGACCGAGUGGCUGGGCAAUGACGUCCGCUACCACGACGGCAACAAGGGCGUUGAGGGUGAGGGCAUUAUGGACGGCGACCAGCAUAAGAAUGAUGUUACCUCCAAGGAGCAAGUGCACACACAGCGCGACCUCGAGAAGCCUCUCGCCGCUGCCCACAUGGGUCUCAUUUACGUCAACCCCGAGGGCCCUGACGGUGUCCCCGACCCAGUUGCUGCGGCCCACGACAUCCGCACCACUUUCGGCCGCAUGGCCAUGAACGACGAGGAGACGGCUGCCCUGAUCGUCGGUGGACACUCCUUCGGAAAAACACACGGUGCCGCGCCCUCCGAUAACACCGGCACAGACCCCAACGGCGCCGACCUUGCUGCGCAGGGUUUCGGUUGGGAGAACAAGCACGGCCGCGGCAACGGGCCCGACACCAUCACAUCCGGUCUCGAGGUCACCUGGACCGGCACACCCACCAAGUGGAGCAACAAGUACCUCGAGUACCUGUACAAGUUCGAGUGGGAGCUUGAGAAGUCUCCUGCCGGUGCCAGCCAGUACGUUGCCAAGGGAGCUGAUGCCAUCAUCCCCGAUGCGUACGACUCCAACAAGAAGCAUAAGCCUCGCAUGUUGACCACCGACUUGUCCAUGCGCUUCGACCCUGCAUACGAGAAGAUCACCCGCCGCUGGUUGGAGCACCCCGAGGAGCUUCACGACGCUUUCACACGCGCGUGGUUCAAGCUUCUCCACCGUGACAUGGGUCCCCGCUCCAGGUGGCUCGGUCCCGAGCUCCCCAAGGAGGUCCUCAUCUGGGAGGAUCCCGUACCUGAGCAGCAGGGUGAGGUCAUCGGCGAGAGUGACAUCUCGGCGCUGAAGAAGGAGAUCCUUGACGCUGGUGUCGAGCCCUCAAAGCUCAUCCGCGUUGCCUGGGCCUCCGCUGCCUCAUUCCGUGGCUCUGACAAGCGCGGUGGUGCCAAUGGUGCUCGCAUCCGCCUUGAGCCCCAGAAGAACUGGGAGGUCAACAACCCUGCUGAGCUCCAGGAGGUUCUCAAGGCUCUUGAGGGUGUCAAGUCCAAGUCCAGCAAGAACGUUUCUCUUGCUGACUUGAUCGUCCUCGCUGGUGUUGCCGCUCUCGAGAAGGCUUCUGGUGUAUCCGUUCCGUUCACACCCGGCCGCACCGAUGCGACCCAGGAGCAGACUGACGUCCAGUCAUUCGAGCACCUAGAACCCGUCACUGACGGUUUCCGCAACUACGGAAAGGGCACCGAGCGUGUCCGCACCGAGCAGUUGGAUGUUGACAAGGCCAACCUCCUCAGGUUGACCGCACCCGAGAUGACCGUUCUUGUUGGUGGUCUUCGUUCCUUGAACGCCAACUGGGACGGCUCUUCUCACGGUGUCUUCACUAAGCGCCCUGGUCAGCUCACCAACGACUUCUUCGUCAACCUGCUCGACAACAAUGUCGAAUGGAAAGGUGCCGACUCCUCCAGCCCUCACGAGCUGUACGAGGGCAAGGACCGCAAGUCUGGACAGAAGAAGUGGACAGGAACCCGUCACGAUCUGAUUUUCGGUUCGCACCCCGAGUUGCGAUCCAUCGCCGAGAUCUACGCACAGCCGGAUAACGCCGACAAGUUUGUCAAGGACUUCGUCGCCGCGUGGGACAAGGUUAUGAAUUUGGAUCGUUACGAUGUCAAGGCGAAAGCGGUGAGUGGCACAUCAAGUGUUUCGAGCAGGCCUCGUCUUUGAGCGAGUGAUUCUUUGUUGUGUGCGCUUUAGCUUCAGCAAUAAAAGCGCGAUUCACUGACGAGUAAUGAUAGUAAUGAUACCGUAAAUAGAGCUGUAGAGCCAUAGCUACCCAAAACAACGAUACCUAGGUAGCUGUUAGUGUAGGAUCAGAUGACAGACAGCGAAGCCAACCAAUUGGAGCACUUAGCUAUGAGUUAUGAAAGUAAACUAGAUCAAACACAAUUUGCGGUACCUUUGGUUCUCGAGUGAUGUUUUGUGAGGUUGGCUUUGACUUGCGGCGUUGCACCUGUGCGACUUCUAAAGUAUGGCUCAGAACGUUGGGACCCGCU
Molecule: messenger RNA, 3104 nt
Organism: Didymella exigua CBS 183.55
Lineage: Eukaryota; Fungi; Ascomycota; Dothideomycetes; Pleosporales; Didymellaceae
Product: peroxidase/catalase 2
Exons: 2
Coding region: 490-2775 (761 amino acids)
Biological process (GO): hydrogen peroxide catabolic process; cellular response to hydrogen peroxide
Cellular component (GO): cytosol
Molecular function (GO): catalase activity; heme binding
Source: RefSeq, a predicted model, not a curated record